Cladophialophora carrionii CBS 160.54 is the source of this 1821-nucleotide messenger RNA. RefSeq lists its product as uncharacterized. The record is from RefSeq and is a predicted model, not a curated record. The transcript has 7 exons. Bases 1 to 1821 code for a protein of 606 amino acids. NCBI's taxonomy places the organism in Eukaryota, Fungi, Ascomycota, Eurotiomycetes, Chaetothyriales, Herpotrichiellaceae.
AUGACCUUGGACAUGGGUUCGCCUCAGACGGGUCUUACCUCAGCGGACAGAAAGGAAGACAUAAAGGCCGAAGCUGCGAUCGUGGUCCCUGCACUGUCAAGGGAAGAGAGGCAACUGCAUUUGAUUAAUGAAAUCAAGAAACUUGUCGCUGACUGCGAAGAUUUCAUUGGACUGGUGCCGGGCCCUCGAGGCGUGCCCGAGAUUGUCGUCUCCCCCAAUCUGAAGAAGGACAAAUGGACCAUCAUCCGAGACGCCCAAGAGACCUUUACUCAAUUCCUGUCCAUGCGCACCCCCAGUGGCAAGGGCAACUCUUGUGGUUCCUCUCGACAUUGUGGCAAAGUGUUCAAAGCAGAAACUGACGCAGAGGCUCGUGCACCGGGUGGCUCGAUCUCUCUCUCGGUACAACGUCCUCUGAAGCGCCACAGGUCCAGAAAGAGCGCCUUGCAAGAUCCGUCCUAUGCCAAGUCUCGACAUGGCGGUGGCGGAGUCAGAGUGGUCGAGUCUUCUGCAUCGCAGAUACGUGUCGAUGAUGACAAGGCGCUGGCCGAGUGGUACAGAGAUGCAUUUUUGGGAUUGCAACAGGUAUCAUGUCGCCUGGUGGCCAAGAUUUGGAUCAAGAAAAUCCACCCAAAGAAGCAAUCGACCCAUCCGUAUAAUGGCCAAAUGCCGCGGAAUACGACGCCCGAUUCAGAUCGGACGAGGCCGCCUUACUGGCCCAUCGACGUCCGUCACCGAGAACCCGAUCAUAUCGGCAAAGACGAAAGGACACAGCUACUGGUGCAUCUGCUCAUGAACACCCCCCAACCAGUGGUCACCAAUCCACCGCCCGAUCCUGUGCACCAGCAAUUCGUUUACGCUCAGGAUCUGUUAGAGUGCCUGGAGCCGAAGAAAGGCGAGCGCGAGUUGACCAAUGAACGUUGGGAUACGAUUGAGCAGAUCAUCAGAACCCGGCAGAUGCAAGAGCAGUAUGCUGCUGGCGAAAUAGAUGGCGACACGCUCAUCUUCCUCGCUGACUUCAGCAACACUGCUCCCUCAAAACUGGGCGCGAUUAACUCCGAAGAUGACGAGCUCGAAUUCGAGGGCAACGUGCCAGGUAUAUCUAGUGAAGGUUCGGAUGCAGCGGCCGAGAAUCGGGAGCCUACCCCGGAUACUUCGACACAAACGUCCCCUGCGGAUCAAGCCACCUUUGAUGGUUCGGUGCCGAUCAGCAGGUUACGCGGCUCAGCCGACACCAUGUCGUUUCCCGGACGUCGUAUGGCCACUCGUCGAUCACGGCCGAGCUUCAUUGGAGGACAAGUGCCACCAUCCAUCCCAAUCCACACAGAGGCAAGUUUUUGUCCGGAGCUGUCGAUGAGUAUGGAGAGUUCAAUGCCGCACGGGGAUGCGGCAAUGCUGUCCCUCGUGGGAAUGACUCCACGAUUGCCUUCGCUCACGUUUGGACGUAUGGAAAAUCACACUGGCACCUCAGAACUGAUGCAUAUCACUGGGCACAGCGGACACCCGGCUGCAAAUUUGCACCUGUCGAAUUGGCCAGAGAUACCACCGGACAUGGGACCGGAUCCCCCAGCAGAGAUGUUCGGCAUCCCACCAACAAUGACACCAUCCAGCAUGAGGCAUCCAUAUUUCGGUGCAGAGAGGCUCGACGCGGCUCGAGAUCUGCAAGGCGGGAUGCACCCAGCCAUGCUCAGCCCCGUACAAUAUAAUGACUAUGGGGACGGCACACGUCGUGAUUUGCCCUUCCGCGCACUAGACCCACAGCAUCCGACGAUGAUGCCGACCCAAGAUGUGAACAUGGGAAUGAUGGGCGGUCAUUUCUAUUGA